CCCAAAACAAAUUCUAUGUACGUCCAUUGGCAAACAGUGCAAAGUGUUUCAUACCAGACACUACCUAAAUAUGUUCAGACAUUUGACUCUCACCUUUCAGAUUAUGGAAGCAGUGUACACGUUGUUGGACUGACACGACGACCUCUUCUGGUUUCAUGUCCUAAACUCCACCUGGACGCGGCUCGGGCGAACACAAGGAGGUGCCACGUAACUACAGACGGUCAGCUAGUUAACUCGCCGCCCGACACACGGGAUGUGGGGCAGAACAGACUACAGAGGUACCCGGGGACCUGUAGCUCCCCCACCCCCCUUCCUCCAUCCUCCUCCACCCUCACACCCCUACCCACCACCCCCAGAUACUGGGAGACAGAAACCAGGGUGAGGGUGGUGGGUGAUGAGCUGUACCCGCUAGUCCUGGAGAUGGGACUGUGUGAGGCAGGACAGAUGGACAGUGGGAUGUAUGUUUCUCUACAGCGCCGCUCCUGGUGUGUCCGUGUAGACAGCUGUUACAGACACGGGUGGAGGAUCUGUACCAGGGUGUGUAGGGAGGGGAAGGAUGGCGAGUGUCACCAGAACACCAUGUCCGACACUCCCGGCACACAGGCCACCCUCCACUAUGGCGUUGUACUGGAUGUGGGGAGGGGACGAGUGGCAUUCAUUGACCUGGACAGACAGGUUGUUCUAGACAAGUAUGAUGUUGAGUUCAGUGAGCCACUCGUCCCCAUGUUUAGUGUUGGGACGCCGUAUCCUGGCCACACUGCGUCCAUGAGUCUGAUCAGCGGGGAGGACAUCGACAUGACUGACACAAAGAUGGCUCUCAUCUACCAAGCGCUGAAAUAGAAAAUUAACUGGCCAUGAAACUGUGAAAUCGGCCAUGAGACUGUGUGAAGUCAGCCAUGGGGUUGUGUGAACUUAUCUGUGUAACGGAGAUAUUUCUAUCAACUGUUUCAAGGAAAGUGAGUGAAGCGGACAUAGAAGGGUUCGGUUUGUGUUCUGUUUGUUGUGUACAAAAUACAACCAAGUUCUUCGAAUGUCUGCUUUCACCACUUUCCUGGGUUCUCCUGAGACUGGAAAACAUUUUAAAUACUCACAUGAAUAUCAGUAUGAUGAAACUAUUGCUGUAGACGAUGUAAUUGUCCGACAGUAAAUGAUUCUAAUGACGUGUGAUGCAAGUCAAGGGACACAGAAGAAGUGAACACACAAAAUGUAAAAAUUGUUUCAAAACCA
Haliotis rubra (blacklip abalone) is the source of this 1227-nucleotide messenger RNA. RefSeq lists its product as uncharacterized. The transcript has 2 exons. Bases 16 to 840 code for a protein of 274 amino acids. The record is from RefSeq and is a predicted model, not a curated record. Lineage: Eukaryota; Metazoa; Mollusca; Gastropoda; Lepetellida; Haliotidae.